AUGGCAAUGUCAAAGAAUUUAAUUAACUUGUUAGACGAUGCCGUGUCUGAGACUCUAUCAGGGUUAUCCUAUACGUAUCCGCAACUAGAACAUCAUGUAUCGCACAGAGUUGUACUAUCACCAGAUCAUAGGAAUCGUCAAGGUAAAGUGGCCUUGAUUUGUGGCGGCGGUAGUGGACACGAACCAUUUGCUGCAGGAUUUGUUGGCAGCGGUAUGUUGACAGCUUCCAUAGCAGGAUCUAUUUUUGCAGCACCGCCGUCUAUUCAUAUCACAUAUGCUCUUCAGUGUAUUGCAGAAAAUAACAAAGAUGGUAUUGUGGUUGUGAUACCUAAUUACACGGGGGAUCGUUUGAAUUUUGGCAUAGCGAUUGAGAAGAUUCGACAAGCGGACGUUGCGGUGGAGGAAAUAAUCGUGGAUGAUGACUGCAGUAUUCCCGUAAAUGAACAAAGCGUCGCUGGUAGACGCGGACUGGUGGGCAUGCUGUUCGUUAUAAAAAUUGCAGGUGCUUUCGCAGAAAAGAGUUUCCCUCUGUGUAAAGUAGCAGAAAUUGCACGAUGUGUUUCACAAAACACUGCAACCUAUGGAAUCGGAUUAUCCGCGUGCGCAAUACCAGGUCAAGGUCUCAUGUUCGAGCUUGCACAGGAUGAGAUAGAGUGUGGAAUGGGAGUGCACGGAGAAGCAGGAUAUGAGAAAAUUAAGAUCAGGACUGCAUCUGAACUGGUGAUGUUAAUGCUAAAGCGCAUUUGUGAGGCUUUAUCUUUGUCCGCUAAUGACUCGGUCGCGGUUAUAGUCAAUAAUUUCGGUGCUUUAAGUCAAUUGGAACAAGGAAUAAUCGUCUAUGAGGUUGUAAAUCAGCUUCAAAAGGCAAGUAUACAGCCUGUUCGCGUCUACUCCGGUGUUUUAAUGACAUCCUUAAAUAGUGUCGGGAUACAUAUAAGUUUGCUAAAAUUAACCGAAAACCAUGGGAAUGUAUUUAUCGAUUGCCUUGACGAAAAAACGACGGCACCAUGUUGGCCAGGCUGCACUUAUAGCAUUCCUUCGAUUUUAACUCCAUUAAACACUCUAUUAAAAGAUGUGAAGAAAGAAGAAGUAGAGAAGAUAGGAAUAUUGUUAAAUAUGAGCGAUCAAUGCCUGAUUAAAUUAUGUUUGAAAAACGCAUGUGUCGCUAUUAUCGAGAAAGAGGCGUAUCUUAAUGAGCUAGAUCGUGGUUGCGGCGACGGAGAUUGCGGAUUGACAUUAAAACGAUUUGCCAAUGGUAUUUUAAGUAAUUUAGAAAAUUUAUCCUUGUCGCAUCCAGCAACGUUAUUGUUGGAAAUAGCAAACAUCGCGGAAGAAUGUAUGGGCGGAACUUCUGGAGCUCUAUAUUGUUUAUUUUUUACGACUGGUUCGAAAAUAUUGGCAUCAUUCAGGCAAGAGAAGGAUAUGCGAAGCAUUUGGUUUUGUGCAUUUCGCAGCGGAUUAAAUUGUUUAGAGAAAUACGGAAGAGCGAAAGUUGGCGACAGGACUAUGAUUGAUACAAUGUACGCGGUGUGUACGACGUAUGAAAAAUUGUUAAAGGAGUAUUCUAGUGAUUUUUACGAGAAAAUAACCACAGCAGCAUGGGAAGGAUGUUAUUCUACGAGAAAUAUGAAACCAAAAGCGGGACGAGCUAGUUAUAUAAAACAAGCUCAGUAUUUAAAGGAAAUGGAUGCUGGAGCUUUUGCCGCAGCAGUAUGGAUUACUGCUAUUGUACAGACAAUUACGAAUUUCAUAGAAUAA
Messenger RNA from Cyphomyrmex costatus, 1758 nucleotides. Its product is annotated as triokinase/FMN cyclase. NCBI's taxonomy places the organism in Eukaryota, Metazoa, Arthropoda, Insecta, Hymenoptera, Formicidae. The record is from RefSeq and is a predicted model, not a curated record. Gene Ontology annotation, molecular function: glycerone kinase activity. The transcript is spliced from 10 exons. The coding region runs from base 1 to 1758 and encodes 585 amino acids. Gene Ontology annotation, cellular component: cytosol. Gene Ontology annotation, biological process: glycerol catabolic process.